ACAGGUGUUUCGGUGGCUGCUGCGCAUUAGGGCGCAGUCGCUGUGCUGCCUCUGCCGCGAGCGCAUCGUGGGUCCGUUACUGUCCGUGCACGCGCUGACCGCUGAUCCCUGAGCACUUUGAGAAGAGAAGAGAAAAGAGAAGAUGCGGCAGCGCGCGCGAGAAGCGCCGGCGGACAGUGCCUCGCGCUGGUGUUCAGAGCACGUCUGAACUCCUCGGCUCGUGAGAAGAACUGUGGAGCAACUUUCCGUGCCUGCCCGCGCCCGCGUGCAUGCGUGCGUGCUUCCUUUUGUGCGUUUACUCCCUCAAUCGCUGUGAUCGGUAUUUUUGAUUUAUUGGAUUUGCGCGUUUUUUUUAUCUAGCGGACAAUGACGCUCACAGUCACAUGAGAACUUGGAUGGGAGCGGAGCACGCGGAAACACUGUUGUAGACCCCCCGCCGUGGAGGAGGCGAGGUGUGUGUGGUGGUGGUGGUCGUGGUGGGGGGAAAGCCCCUGUCUUUCUCUCGUGCGGUAGACCCCCGCCGUCAAACUGGCCAUGGCGGCGGCGAUCGCGAGCUCCCUAAUUCGCCAGAAGAGGCAGGCGAGGGAGCGCGAGAAGUCCAACGCCUGCCGCUGCGUGAGCAGCCCCAGCAAAAAUAAAGGCGCGUGCGAGAAGCCCAGCCGCCUCAGUGUCUUCUCCAGAGUCAAGCUCUUUGGCUCCAAAAAGCGCAGGAGGAGACGACCAGAGCCCCAGCUGAAGGGGAUCGUGACGAAGCUGUACAGCCGUCAGGGCUUCCAUUUGCAGCUCCAGGCAGAUGGAACCAUCGACGGAACGAAAGAGGAGGACAGUGGUUUCACCAUGUUCAACCUCAUCCCUGUGGGUCUGCGAGUGGUAGCCAUCCAGGGGGUCCAGACCAAACUCUACCUGGCCAUGAACAGCGAGGGCUACCUGUACACAUCAGAACAUUUCACGCCGGAGUGUAAGUUUAAGGAGUCUGUGUUUGAAAACUACUACGUGACAUACUCCUCCAUGAUCUACAGACAGCAGCAGUCGGGCAGGGGCUGGUACCUGGGCCUGAACAAGGAGGGAGAGAUCAUGAAGGGGAACCACGUCAAGAAGAACAAGCCUGCCGCACACUUCCUACCCAAGCCUUUGAAAGUAACCAUGUACCGGGAGCCCUCUCUGCAUGACCUGACUGAGUUCUCGCGCUCCGGCAGCGGUACACCCACUAAGAGCCGGAGUGCCUCGGCCGUCCUCAAUGGAGGCAAAGCUGUGAGUCAGAACGAGUCCACGUAGCCCAGCUCGCCCGGCCCGCUUUUACCCUACGCCUUCACCAAAACCUCCGGACGCUCGUGACUUCACGCAGACUUCUCUCCAAAAUCAAGAAAAAAAAUUAACGUAAAAAAAAAUACGAAAAGGAAAAAAAAAAAAAAUCAAAAAUCAAAGCUCUCAGUGGUUCAGGACAAAGACUAGCUAAUUGCAUUGCGACGCCACACCGUUCCUCAACCUAGAGUACCGUUCUGACCGGUCGGUUUUGCGUUGGAUCGCUGUAGGUUUUAGACUUUACUUUUACACCAUGGUAAAUGGCAACUUGCUUAAGAGCAAACCAUGAAAAUUGUAGCCUUUGAUAUGACUGGGCAUUCAGCGUCGGCCCUCUCAGGUUGGUAAUAGCGCGCCACUCUGAGUUGGGUUUUAUUUAUUUUUUCAGAUUUUUUUUUAUUUAUAUUUUUUGGGGUUUGUUGUUAAGGAUCAGAAGUGACCCAGAAUCAUUAUGCUAGGUCUGAAUGCAGUUGAGGAGGGCAGUGAGUGAGCUGAUUGGUUUAGCUGCUUGGGCGUGGCUUUGGGUGAAAGGGUAAAAAGAGGCGCCCGGGUCCUCCAUGCUUCCCUAGUGUGAAGCCUCUGUUGCACGGGGUAUGGCACUAGCCACUAACUGCUAGUCGCUAAGUGCUAGCCGCUACCUGCUAGCUCUCCUACAUUCUAGUGCACUUGCUCAGAGGGGUUGAUCCUCAGCAGCAUGGGAAUCUUAAAGCCUGCACCACGCUCACUUCAGAAAAUGGGAAGCUCCGCCUCUCGAAUUACAUUACAUUACAUUACAUUACAUUACAUUACAUUUGGCAGACGCUUUUGUCCAAAGCGACUUACAAUAGUCAAGUACAAUGUAAAAUAAGUUUAAAGGUAAAACAUCUUUGGAUAGGGAUAAAAGGAGGUCAAAGGGGAAUAAUAGGAUAGAGGAGUGAAGGAGGGGAAGAAGGAAAUGGGGUUAGAAGUAGUUAGUGUGUUAGAGGUGUUAAGAGAGUAAGUGCUCUUUGAAGAGCUCUGUCUUCAGGAGUUUAUUAAAGAUAGCGAGAGAUUCUCCUGAUCUGGUAGUGGAAGGUAGUUUGUUCCACCAUUGGGGAACUCUGUAUGAGAACAGUCUGGAUUGCUUUGUGUGAAUGUUUGGCAAAGCGAGGCGACGUUCAUUGGAGGAGCGCAGCGGCCGGGAGGUAGCGUAAGCCUUCAGGAGCGAGUGCAGGUAGGAAGGAGCCUGUACUGUCAUCACCUUGUAGGCGAUUGUAAGAGCUUUGAAUUUGAUGCGAGCAUCAACUGGUAGCCAGUGGAGCUCAAUGAGCAGCGGGGUGACAUGUGCCUGUUUUGGUUGGUUGAAGACCAGACGUGCUGCUGCGUUCUGGAUCAUCUGGAGUGGUUUUACUACACAGGCCGGGAGGCCAGUUAGGAGGGCAUUGCAGUAGUCAGAAUUUAGCAGUGAGAGGUACGCUGCUUUACCCUGUUGCUAUGCUAAUUGUUUGAAUUAGCUGUGAGCGUUUGUGACCCGUCAGCCCUUCGUGUCAUUCUCUACACUACAAAAAUCUUGGCAGGUAAAGUCAUGCAAAAUUUGAUUAAAGGUAAUAUGUGUAGUACAUUUCUAAUUUAAAGAUUGUUGUGUUUUAAAAGAUUAUCCAACCCAUUUCCAUAAAUGUAUACUUAAUUUGAGUAAAUGUCAGACAAUUUAAAACCUAAAGCAGAUUUGACUAUGCAGAUUUUAAGGUCAAGACUAAUUUCUCAAGUAAACACAAAAUCACAACUGCAACUUAACUAAAAAAAGAAAAAAAAAAAAAAAACUUUUUUCUCAAUGUUACAGUUAAUGUUCUUAGAAUGUUCAAUCUGCCAAGUGUUCUGGGUGUUCUUUUUAUUCAGUGUUUUGCAAUGUUACUUUUAAACUUUAAAGCUGCCAAAAUGUUAGUAUGCAUCUAGGUGGGAACAUUUAUGUGAGAAAUGUUCUAUGUUACAUUCGAUAUCUAUAUAACAUUGCGAUACAAACUGUUUUCAAAACGUUCUGGAACAUUAUUUCUAUAACAUUCUGUAACCUUUCUAGAAUGGAACAUAAAUCUGGCAAGAGCUCUGACAAUUUUUAGCAUAUUAACAAUAUACUGUUUUUCAAAGACAGUAUAUUUCUCACUUCGCAGUUGUGUUUAAAGAGUAAAUUACAGCAAUUUAUAUUUUGUCUUCUGGGAGGUGCCUCAGAGGGUUAAAAAAAUCUUUCAGAAAGUUGAAUAAUCGUUUUUAAAACAUUCUUACAGUGAGAAGUACCACUAUUACCGAUAUUACCCAAAUUUAUGAUUUUACUUGCCAAUUUAGAAUUUUUACUUUUUUUUUGCUUUGCAUCCCACCCCAACCAAACAGUGUUCCGGUGUUACUUUCUUCUGAUGCUUCUAAACCAGUGAAUGGAGAUUCCAGCACACCAAAGACAAAAGUGUAAGAGAGACCCUUUAAGAAGUUGAACCACGGCAGUAUACAUGCAUGCCAGGGAGUGAUGAAGCGCAGCGCUCGUGCAGUUAUGCCUGCUUGUCUGGUAGAUUGGAGGAGCAGCAGGUUGGAGGUGUGGAGGAGAGGGCUCGGUGUUUAGAUGAUGUGCUUUUGCUGAUGCUGAUGUGCGAGAGGACUGUUAUGUGUUAUACUCAUCUCGUCUCCUUUGAUUUACGUUGUCUCUGUCUAAACCUCUGUCUUCAGCUCAUCUGAGUGCUCAUCUUCUGUCUGUCCUGGAGACUAUCCUGUCCUGUCCUUCAGCUGAAGCUGGUCACCAUUACCAUUCAUUAUAAAGCGAGCAGUGACCAGUACGAUGAGGCAGGACCCCCAACUCUUCACCCACCCCCCCCCCCUUCCCCAUAUUUCACUGCUCCUAGCAUAAUCCGUCCCACCCUCUUGGCCCACCAACCCCCUGGACUCCAUUUUUGUGUAUGAGUAACUUAUUGUGACAGUUUUCUAUUAAAAUAAAUCAAAUAAAUGGCAAAAAAAUACUGUGGAAUUUUAGGUGGCUUAACAUUUUAUAGGAUAUGUCUUAUUUGUAAAAGUAAAAAAAAAAAUCUUGAAAAUGAAGAAAAAAAAAUGUAACCUCUCUUGUACAGGGCAUGUACAAAAUCCAGUUGUGUACAACGAGGACCCUUUUUGUGGGCUACUGUACGUACUCUUUCCCUCUGGAAAUAUACAUUUUGUUCACAACUGCUACAGGGGGGCUUUUCUCUCAGCUGUUUCCUUCUGAGCUUUUUCUCUUUUUUGUUUUGUUUUUUUCUUUACUUGUUUUAAUAAUUUUUGUUUUUUUUCAAACAUAUCUGUUGCAUGGGAGACAGCAGGAACUGGAGGAUUAGAGCUGCAUGAUGUAGGCUAUGUGUAUUAAUCCCAUGUUGGAUCAUCUGUUCCAAACUACCAGGAAUUAAAGAGGAAAACAACACGUACUGAUGGGCGCUCGGCCUGGUACCUUCCAGUUGUUUCUUAUUUGUUGUAUACACAAAAUGCACUGAAUAAAAUGUUUAUAUUAAGCUAUACUUUUAAAA
Molecule: messenger RNA, 4787 nt
Organism: Astyanax mexicanus (Mexican tetra)
Lineage: Eukaryota; Metazoa; Chordata; Actinopteri; Characiformes; Acestrorhamphidae
Gene: fgf13a
Product: fibroblast growth factor 13a
Exons: 5
Coding region: 535-1275 (246 amino acids)
Biological process (GO): positive regulation of protein phosphorylation; regulation of cell migration; cell differentiation
Cellular component (GO): cytoplasm
Molecular function (GO): growth factor activity; fibroblast growth factor receptor binding
Source: RefSeq, a predicted model, not a curated record